Molecule: messenger RNA, 1715 nt
Organism: Rosa chinensis
Lineage: Eukaryota; Viridiplantae; Streptophyta; Magnoliopsida; Rosales; Rosaceae
Product: ninja-family protein AFP3
Exons: 2
Coding region: 345-1400 (351 amino acids)
Biological process (GO): negative regulation of DNA-templated transcription; signal transduction
Cellular component (GO): nucleus
Source: RefSeq, a predicted model, not a curated record
UCUAAAUUCCCCCUGGUUUUCUUGUAGAAAUGACUCUCCUCGUCGGUUCGUCAAUCUCCUCCCCCUGCUUCAUGAGUUUCGUGCUUUACUAACGAUGGCUUCCCUUUUCGGUUUCAAUCCGAGAAGAAAAAUGUAACAAUUGUGGUGUGCUAUAUUCGCGGUGGAGAGAGACAGAGGGAGACAACAUUUUGGUUAGAUAUAAAAGCCGAAGCAAUUGGAUUGUUAGAUUGAAUUUCGCUACUUUUUCGACCUCCUUGGAUUUUCUGCCGGAAGUUAGAUUUCAUUUUCAUCAGGGCUUCUCUGGAUUUAAGGAGGUUUUGAUUUGUGGGGUGCGUUUCGUUUCAAUGGCGAAAACAGAGGAAGGUGGGAACAGAGCAACCCGGCAGCUUUUCUCAAUGCCAGUGAGUAAUUUUCAGGGAGAUCUGUUGAGGAGAAUUGUUUCCGGCGACGAUUUAUCUCGAAAAGUCGUCGUUGACGAGCCGGUGCAAGAUUCCGACGACGUUGAGCUCAGCCUGGGGCUGUCGUUGAACGGUCGGUUUGGGAUGGACCCCAGAGCCAAGGCGGGCCUGCAACUCAAACGAUCGUCUUCAGUCUCCGACUUCUCGCCUGCCGCGAGGACUCCGGUGAGAGAGGACGAAGCAGCGACGUGUCGUGUACCCCGGCCGUGUAUGGUGCCUCUGAUGAGGACUUGCUCGCUUCCGACGGAGACAGAGGAUGAGUGGAGGAAGAGGAAGGAGCUGCAGAGCUUGAGGAGAAUGGAAGCCAAGCGGAAGCGGUCGGAGAAGCAGCAGAGGAGUUAUUCGAAGCUGCAUAGGGAUCGGAGCCGUGAGAAUUUCGAGGAGGAUAGGCGAGUAGAGGCCGUCAAUGGCGGCGGUUGUCCUCCCCUUCCGCCGCUACCGCCGGCGGAAUCUCAGGGGACUAUUGGGUCUCAGGGGAGUGGCUCCUCGGGGGUUACCGAGUCUGAUGGCCAAGCUGUUCAAGUGGUGCACAAAUGCACCGAAGCGAGAAGCGAUACCAAUAUUGAGUCAUUGCCAAAGAGUGAAAAGGAACCACUCGUCACCCCGCAGAUGAAUUCAACUGCUGAAAACUCUGGGCAGUUGAACGGAGGAGUCCCAAUGGAAAACCACUGCAACAAAUCCACAAAUCCUGUCAAGGGAAGCAAGGAGAUUGUGAGGAAUGUGUUGGAAAAUAUGCCUUGUGUGUCUACUAAAGGAGAUGGUCCAGACGGGAAAAGAAUAGAAGGCUUUCUUUACAGGUACAAGAAAGGUGAGGAAGUGAGGAUAGUAUGCGUUUGUCAUGGCAGCUUUCUGACUCCGGCUGAGUUUGUUAAGCACGCUGGUGGUGGUGAUGUACAACAUCCUCUCAAACAUAUAGUGGUCAGUCCUACUCCCAUUUUGUAAUGAUAGUGUGCCUGUCAGCCAUUCAAAAUCCGAAUGCAAGGUUGAUGAAGAAGGUAGAAGAGACCCAUCAAUUGCCACCUUUUUUUUUUCUUUUUCUUUUUUUUUUCUCUCUGGUCUUUCAAUGGACUGGCCGGCACUUGUAUUGUAUUUGAUCCAUGAAGCCCCUUGUUGAAAAGCUGUUAUGACCAAGAGGCGGGUUGUUUCUAUGUUUUAUCUGUUUUGUUUUCCCCUUUAUUUAUAGAAAUAUAAUCAAAUGGUAACCACAAGGAUCCUCCACUGGAGGAGUAGUCAGAGCUUUGGGUUUGCCAAUUCAUA